AAUCAGUACCGUUCCGUCGAUGCUGAUGCACGUCGCGUUUUACGCACGCACACACACACAAGCGCGCGCGCGCGCGCACGUACGCUUGUAGAUAAAAUCGAGAUAAAUUUGCCGAGAGACGGUAGCUGAUUCGAGCGCGAGAAAACGAGAAAGAAAAAAUCGCUCGAUCAAGGACGGAGGAUAUUCGCGCGCAGCGCAUCCGGAAAGGACUUCUCCUUUCGACUCGUCGUUCGCUCGGAGGAUUUGUCCGUUGCUCGUGAACACUUUCUCCGGGUGGCGCAUUUUUGCGGGCCAAACUCGCCGAACUCGGUGCUGAGACUCGCGCUCGUCGGGGUUCAACGUUCCUGAAAUAGUGGGUGUGUCGAGUGAGCUGAGCUCUCUCGCGGUCGCGAUGGAGUCGCGGUGCGCGCAAGUUCCCGAAGAGGAGAACCUGUACCAGGUGUACAAUCACGAGAAAGCUACCAGUAACCUCGUUACUCUCGAUGCGCUGCUGGCGGACUUGCAGAACACCGUGUCGUCGGAAGGGAACCACGUCGGCGGCGGCAAUGCGACUCCCGGUUACGGGUCGCUGAACGGUGCGCGCAUCCAUGCGACCGGCGGGUAUAGAUCCUACGACAGUCGAACCUCGCCACUGCCUUCGCAAUCGCCUACUUACCAAAACCGCGAGGCGAUCGAGGAGACCAUCGGUAAGACCGGAAGCGCGUCUUACACCCAGGCCAGCACCGGCAGCAAGAUGCCCUCGCUCAAUAACAAUCUUUCCGAGCUGGACACCCUGCUGCAAGACCUCAGCAACGCGCGCUAUAACAGCCACUACCAAGAAAGAGACGGCCGCGUAUCCACGACAGGGAUGAACGGGGGCGCGACUAGUCCCAUGCUCCGUUCCCCGAGUAGCUUGUCAGCCUCCCGACCCACCGUCGACUCGUUGCUCGAAGAACUAAGUACCGCCGUGCCUAACGGAGAUUAUCCAGCCGACGGAAGGGUGAAAGUUACCAUACAGGAGACGUCCACGGAGAUACAGCCGGUCUAUGACGGUUAUCCGUCCAGCCAGCAGGGCUCGCUGAAUCGAACCGAGGUUCAGAGAAGUUACCCCAACGGUCACACUGCGAGUAACGCUACCAAGGAGCUGGACGACCUAAUGGCUUCGCUUUCCGAAUUCAAGAUCAACAGCGGCACUCAUCAACACCAGACGGUUACCGACUCCCCGUACGCGAAGCCCAACAAAGCCACCAAGAGCUCGCAGAGUCCGCUGCCGGCCGAGGGCACGCAGCAGACCCGCGUCCACAUCACCGAGACCCACACGACUCACCAUUACCAGCCGCAACACGGGGAGAGCCACCACACCACCCAGACGGUCACACAUAUCAAGCAGAACCAGUUGGAUUCUAUGCUCGGCAACCUCCAGGCCGACAUGAGCCGCCAAGGAGUCAACACAACCCAGAAGGGAUGCUGCAGCGCCUGCGAGAAGCCCAUCGUGGGCCAGGUGAUAACAGCUCUGGGCAAGACGUGGCAUCCGGAACACUUUACGUGCACCCACUGCAAUCAGGAGCUAGGCACGCGCAACUUCUUCGAGAGGGAGGGUCACCCCUACUGCGAGACGGACUAUCACAACUUGUUCUCGCCCCGCUGCGCCUACUGCAACGGGCCGAUUCUCGAUAAAUGCGUGACCGCUCUGGAGAAGACCUGGCAUACCGAGCACUUCUUCUGCGCCCAAUGCGGCAAGCAGUUUGGCGAGGAGGGCUUCCACGAGCGGGACGGCAAGCCGUAUUGCCGCGAGGACUACUUCGACAUGUUCGCGCCCAAGUGCGGCGGCUGCAACCGAGCCAUCAUGGAGAACUACAUAUCCGCGUUGAACAGUCAAUGGCAUCCGGACUGCUUCGUCUGCAGGGAUUGUAGGCAAAAGUUUCAGGGAGGCUCCUUCUUCGAUCACGAGGGGUUGCCGUACUGCGAGACGCACUACCACGCCAAGAGGGGAUCCUUGUGUGCGGGGUGCCACAAACCCAUCACUGGUCGCUGCAUAACGGCCAUGUUCCGCAAAUUCCAUCCUGAGCACUUUGUGUGCGCGUUUUGCUUGAAACAGCUGAACAAGGGUACUUUCAAGGAACAAAACGACAAACCUUACUGCCAUGGCUGCUUCGACAAGCUCUUUGGAUAAAUAUAUUUGUAACAUAAGGACGGAGAGCGGAAGACUGUUACUUCGCUCUCGAUGACACGGUUUUGCUAGUUUGGACGGAAUACGUACGCGGUAUACACACUUGCUUUGACUGUCUAGAUAAAAACGCGAGACCAGGCUCGUCCGUUGAGCCGCCUUCACGGCCUUUUAGAAUUUCCAUUUUUUUAUAUGAAAGAGGGAAUAUUGACCUUUGAAUAGUGCUAUCGCGAAGAAAAAGGAAAAUGCAUGGAAUUUCAAGUGUUGACGAACAUCGUGACAGGCUUGGAAGUUAUACAGGAUGUCCCGUUACCUUCGCCAUUUUUAACGAGAUUUUUUAACAAUUUUCGAGUCGAUAGUUUUUUUUUUUCUUUCUUUUUUUUUUUACUAUGAACAGAUACAAUGGAACACUCUGUAUAAUCUUGAUUACUUCCCAUGGGUCUUAACUGUAAUAACCUUACGUGGUAAGUCGUGUUUCUUAAACCGCUCAGUUUGAGCUCAUCAUGCCGUUUAAGAAUUAACGAAAAGGGUGCUAUACAGUAGUUUACCGUUACUAAUAAUGCGUAUAUCUAUUAUAGUAUACCUUAGUGGAUACACAUAUACGGUGUAUAAUCGCUCGAGCAAAUAUUUGUACGACACAGCUGGAUAUUAGUCUCCAAAUGUCUCGGAUGAGAGAGCUCUUCUUCCCGCGCGCGCGCGUUAGAUAUUUCAUAUAUUUAUAAGAAUAUUUAUAUAGAGUCGAGCGCGCGAAACGGUCUGGGAUUUAACCGACUCUACCGCACAAGUAACAUUACGAGUUUACAUACGUCCGAUCUGUCGGAGCAUCGAAUUAUGUAAUGCCUUGCGAGAGAAAAACAAACGAUCGGAUGUGAGGGAAGCGCGAAUGGAAUUGAAACGGAUGUAUAAAGCUUCGGUGCAAAGCCAGGUAGAUAAAGCCAGAGAGGUAGGCCAUUCGUUCGUUUAUUUGGCAUCUCGUUACAUAAUAAAGAUCAGUUUUAAAGAACCAAUUUCACGUAUACACGCACAUUUAUUAUAACAAUAAACUUUCUUAGUAGAAUUUAACGUGGGUGUGUAUACAAGGGAUAUUCAUUUUAAAUGAGAGAAGAAGCAGAAAAAGUACAUGUAUAUUUGCCUUAUAAUUCCCGGUCGUGACUGGUACCGAUACCGGCGUGUGUGUAGGUGUAUGUAUACAUAUAAA
Molecule: messenger RNA, 3344 nt
Organism: Harpegnathos saltator (Jerdon's jumping ant)
Lineage: Eukaryota; Metazoa; Arthropoda; Insecta; Hymenoptera; Formicidae
Gene: Pax
Product: paxillin
Exons: 11
Coding region: 392-2152 (586 amino acids)
Source: RefSeq, a predicted model, not a curated record